This is a messenger RNA of Gymnogyps californianus (California condor), 1008 nucleotides long. It is a transcript of the gene TMT1A, whose product is annotated as thiol methyltransferase 1A. The transcript has 2 exons. Gene Ontology annotation, molecular function: S-adenosylmethionine-dependent methyltransferase activity. Lineage: Eukaryota; Metazoa; Chordata; Aves; Accipitriformes; Cathartidae. The coding region runs from base 206 to 946 and encodes 246 amino acids. The record is from RefSeq and is a predicted model, not a curated record.
UAUGCAGUCCUGCUUUUCCCUUCCUUGCCUGUGACUGGACUUUAAAAUCAGCUUUAGAGAAAAGUCUACCAGAUCAAUCCAAGGAGCCGAGUAUACUUCAAGAGGAACACAGCAAGUACAUGAAUGCAGCUCUGUGAAUUUCAAGGGCUCUAAUACACAGAAGAACUAGUUUUGCUCAGUACGGAUCCUCUGCCCCACGCUGGAAAUGACAGAGGCCAGCAUUCUCUUCGUCCGUGCCUGCCUCGCGCUGCUUGCCAUGCCCAUCUACCUACUAUCGUUCCUGGGCAUAUGGGAGCCUUUCUGUAAGAAGAUAUUUUUUCCUUUCUUCUUAGAGAAUUUUUCUGCAAUUCACGAAAGGAAAACAAAGAAGCAGAAGCAGGAGCUAUUUCGUAAUCUACGUGACUUCACGAGCCCCUCGGGAGAGCUGAAGCUGCUGGAGAUCGGGACCGGCUGCGGUGCUAACUUCCAGUUCUACCCACCAGGCUGCAAAGUCACAUGCACCGACAUAAACCCCAACUUCCAGCAAGGCCUUUCGAGAAGCAUCAACAAGAACCAACAUGUCCACUAUGAGCGUUUCCUAGUAGCUGCAGGAGAAGACCUGCACCAGGUGCCCAGCGGUUCUGUGGACGCUGUCAUCUGCACCUUGGUCCUCUGCUCUGUGCACAAUGUGGACGGCACCCUGAAGGAAGUCCUGCGAGUGCUCAGACCAGGAGGAGCUUUCUAUUUCUUAGAGCAUGUGGCCGCUGAUCAUUCCAGCUGGCAGUAUUUUUGGCAGCAGAGCUGCCAUCCGACUUGGAAACUCAUCUUUGAUGGAUGCUGCCUAACGAGGGAGAUAUGGAAGAAUCUCGAACAGGCCAACUUCUCGGAGCUGAACUUAAAACACAUAAGAAUAGCGCUGCCCUGGAUGCCCAUUCAGCCUCACAUCAUCGGGUAUGCUGUGAAGUAACUCCCACCGCUCUGCCAGGCCUUCUCCUCUGCCCCCACAAAAAUUCCUUGACAUAAUCAAUG